Lodderomyces elongisporus is the source of this 345-nucleotide messenger RNA. RefSeq names its product 4a-hydroxytetrahydrobiopterin dehydratase (gene PHHB). The coding region runs from base 1 to 345 and encodes 114 amino acids. The record is from RefSeq and is a predicted model, not a curated record. Lineage: Eukaryota; Fungi; Ascomycota; Pichiomycetes; Serinales; Debaryomycetaceae. Gene Ontology annotation, biological process: tetrahydrobiopterin biosynthetic process. The transcript has a single exon. Gene Ontology annotation, molecular function: 4-alpha-hydroxytetrahydrobiopterin dehydratase activity.
AUGGUGAAAGGUCUCUCUCCUGCCGAGGUUGCUCUGGGGCUCAAACGUAUCAAUGGGUUAGCCGCUCCAAGAUGGACAAUGCAAUCUUUACAAACACCACCUUCACAAGUACUCCGCAGUCACUAUCAAUUUCGUAAUUUUAAGAGCACAUGGGAAUUCUUGAACAAAGUAGCUAGUAUAGCCCAUUUAAACAGGCACCACCCAACUAUUACAACGACUUACAACAAAGUAGAUCUUGAGUUGACUACGCACGAUGCAGGAAAUAGCAUCACGGAGAAAGAUAUCGAUGUUGCAGAGGCAAUACUGACAGAAUACAUAAAGUUUACAACCUCGAGAUGGGCAUAG